Messenger RNA from Heterocephalus glaber (naked mole-rat), 4756 nucleotides. It is a transcript of the gene Gucy1a1, whose product is annotated as guanylate cyclase 1 soluble subunit alpha 1. Gene Ontology annotation, biological process: cGMP biosynthetic process; response to oxygen levels. Gene Ontology annotation, molecular function: guanylate cyclase activity; heme binding. The record is from RefSeq and is a predicted model, not a curated record. Lineage: Eukaryota; Metazoa; Chordata; Mammalia; Rodentia; Bathyergidae. Gene Ontology annotation, cellular component: guanylate cyclase complex, soluble.
CGGGGCGCGAACUUGGUGCGCGGCGCGAAGUGAGUGCGCGUGAGCGCGCGUGUGAACACUCCAGGCUCCUUCUGGGCUCGCGGAGCGGCCCCGACCCGCCCGGUGCGGCUCAGCCGGCCUCGGGGCCUCGGGGCGGCUCCGGUCCCAGGGCUCCGCCUGGCCGCGCCCGCCCCUCGCUCCCGAUCAGCCGCUGGCAUCGCCGGCUAAGGGCGCGCAGCCCGCUCGGAGGCCCAGGCUUCCAGGACUCGAGCCUCCCUCCGCUGGGUCUCCGGACAGGGAUGGAUCCGCUGCUGCUGCUGCUGUUGGAAGAGCGUUGGAGUCAUUCUCGUCUCCUCUCUGGCCCGUUUGCUGCCCUAGAAAGCCUGCUCGCCAGUGUCUCUGGAUCGGCAGUGGCUGCUGUCCGCGGCCCCCACCCCAGGCUUGGUGUCCCCCGGAGGUCUGAGCGCCGAGGAGCCCACGCCAUGUUCUGCACGAAGCUCAAGGACCUCACGAUCACGGGGGAGUGUCCCUUCUCCCUCCUGGCCCCAGGGCAGGCGGCACAGGAGUCAGCAGAGGAAGCAGCAGGGAGCUCGGAGAGCGGCAAAGCCCCUGCGCCCAUCUGCCAGGAUGUCCCUGAGAAGAACGUGCAAGAAAGCCUCCCGCAGAGAAAGGCCAGCCGCAGCCGCGUCUACCUUCACACUUUGGCGGAGAGCAUUUGCAAACUGAUUUUCCCGGAGUUUGAACGGCUGAACCUCGCACUUCAGAGAACACUAGCAAAUCAUAAAAUAAAAGACAGCAGGAACUCCUUGGAUAAAGAAGACUUUGAGAAAAUGAUUACAGACCAAGCGAUUGCAGCAGGCGUUCCCGUGGAGAUCAUCAAAGAAUCUCUGGGUGAAGAACUUUUUAAAAUGUGCUAUGAGGAAGACGAGCACAUCCUGGGAGUGGUUGGCGGCACGCUGAAGGACUUCCUGAACAGCUGCAGCACCCUUCUGAAGCAGAGCAGCCACUGCCAGGAGGCAGGGCCGCAGGGCGGGUUGGAGGCCGCCUCCAUCCUCUGCCUGGAUCAGGACCCCGAGCUCCUGCACGUUUACUACUUCUUCCCCAGCAGAAGCACCGCUCUGCUCCUGCCCGGCGUCAUCAAGGCCGCGGCGCGCACGCUGUAUGAGACCCACGUGGACGUGUCCCUGGCGCCGCCCUGCGCACACAGCGACUGGGCCGCGUCGCCCGAGCAGCCCCACCUGCUGUACUCCGUGCGCGUGAAGAGCGCCAGGCCGGCCCUGUCCCCGGGCGGACCCCCGUCCUCGCUGGUGAUCCCCGCCUCGCUCUUCUGCAAGACCUUCCCGUUCCACUUCAUGUUCGACAGGGACCUCAGCAUCCUGCAGCUGGGCAACGGCAUCCGGAGGCUGAUGAGCAGGAGGGACGUGCCGGCGAAGCCUCACUUCCGGGAGUACUUCGAGAUCCUGACCCCCAAGAUCAACCAGACGUUCAGCGGGAUCAUGGCGAUGCUGAACAUGCAGUUUGUGGUGCGCGUGAGCAGCUCAGACAGCUCCGUGAACAGGGCUUCGAGGGUCAUGGAUCUCAAAGGCCAAAUGAUCUACAUCAUCGAGUCCAGUGCCAUCUUGUUCUUGGGCUCGCCCUGUGUGGACAGACUGGAAGACUUCACGGGGCGAGGGCUCUACCUGUCCGACAUCCCCAUCCACAAUGCACUGAGGGAUGUGGUCUUGAUAGGUGAGCAAGCUCGUGCACAGGAUGGCCUGAAGAAGAGGCUGGGGAAGCUGAAGGCCACCCUGGAGCAGGCCCACCAUGCCCUGGAGGAGGAGAAAAAGAAGACGGUCGACCUUCUGUGCUCCAUCUUUCCCAGCGAGGUUGCACAGCAGCUGUGGCAGGGGCAGGUGGUGCAAGCCAAGAAGUUCAGCAGCGUCACCAUGCUUUUCUCGGACAUCGUGGGUUUCACCGCCAUCUGCUCCCAGUGCUCCCCGCUGCAGGUCAUCACCAUGCUCAAUGCGCUCUACACUCGCUUUGACCAGCAGUGUGGGGAGCUGGACGUCUACAAGGUGGAGACCAUUGGAGAUGCGUACUGUGUGGCUGGGGGCUUACACAGGGAGAGUGACACCCACGCUGUGCAGAUAGCACUCAUGGCCCUGAAGAUGAUGGAGCUCUCCGACGAGGUCAUGUCUCCACACGGAGAACCCAUCAAGAUGCGAAUUGGACUGCAUUCUGGAUCAGUGUUCGCUGGAGUUGUUGGAGUUAAGAUGCCCCGUUACUGUCUUUUUGGAAACAAUGUCACUCUGGCUAACAAAUUUGAGUCCUGCAGUGUGCCACGGAAAAUCAAUGUCAGUCCAACGACCUACAGAUUACUCAAAGACUGCCCUGGCUUUGUGUUUACCCCUCGAUCCAGGGAGGAACUUCCACCCAACUUUCCCAGCGAAAUUCCAGGAAUCUGCCAUUUUCUGGAUGCUUAUCAUCAAGGAACAAAUUCAAAACCAUGGUUCCAAAGGAAAGAGGCUGACAGUGGCAGUGCUAAUUUUUUAGGCAAAGCAUCAGGCAUAGAUUAGCAGGUGAUGCGCGUGUUCGUUACUCUCUGGGGUCUCACUUCCCUGAGAAUGUGCAGAACCUCUGAAAGCACUUUAGGAUGGCAGAAGGCUCAUGAACAGCCUCAGAAUUUUAGGAGUGAACUCACAGUCUACUCUUCCUUCCAUUUAACAUGACAAAAAUGUAUUCACUUCGGUACUUCAGCUUUUCUGUUUAAGAGAAACCUCAGAAAGUGAGUGUUGGGGUUGUAGUUCUAUUUUCUAACAGUCACUUCCUGCCAGCACUCAGAAUUCAGAGCUUGUGCUUACUCCAGGUCAUCGUAGUCAGCCGUGCAGAGUGACAUGGCGGCCCUGUGCCCGGGUGCAGGGCGUGCUUGUUAAGGUGUCUCUGUGGCAGCGUUGCCGGAGGAAGCCUGGACAUGGAGACCUCAGUCCUUAGUACUGAGAGUUCUUUCGGCCUCUUCACUCUGCAGCUCAUUGUAUUUCCUCAUUUAACUGUUAGCACAGGUAACCAAGCAGGCUGAGCUAUUUUUUCUUUGUUGCAUCUUUUUGUCAUUUUUGCUUCUUUUGUUUUUAGAAAAUAAGCAAUUAGUGGUUAGAUGCAAUAUGGUAUGAAAUAGUACUUCUGUAAAUUUCAAAGAAUGAUUUCAGUUCUCAAAGUAAAAAAUUAUUCUCCAUUAUACAUUAUGUAUGAAAUAAAUAUAUUCUUUGGAUUGACAUUUAUUAUUUUUUAUUUUCCACAUGGUAAAGCCCAUUUCACUUGAAAUUAGCAGUUUAGUUAUUAUUAUUCAUUUAAGUAUCAUAAUUUUAAAAAUAUUGGGGAUAAAAAAGGCUUAUAGCCUAUGUUUAAAUGCAAUACUAUUCUAAUUAAUUUAUCCAGGAGUGAAAUGGUAUUAAAGCAUGACCCUAAGUCACAAGAGUGAAGCCUUUGUGCGUGUCUGCACAUGUACACACACACAUAGAAUGAUGUGGAUGCCUUUAGCAGAUGUUCUCUAUUGCCAUUCUGAGCCAUGUAGGUUUCCAAGAAGAAAAUCUAAUUCCAGAAGUGAAAAAUAAAGACUUUUGCUUUAUCAUUUUUUGGUAGAUCAUUUUUCUUAAAUACUCGUGCUGAACAUUGGUGUGUAUAGGUACUAGGAAUCAAGAUUUUGUGUGACUACAUAGACAUCUGUGAACUUUUUAGUUGAAAUAUCUGGAUAAUAUCCUCUAAAGAGAUCGCUGGCGGUGGGAGAAAUCUCUGAGCAUUGUUCUGGAGCUUGAACUUCCUUUUUUGGCUUGCUGGGUCCAGAUCCGAGGGCUUCACACAGGCCGCCCGAGUGCUCUACCACUGAGCUACAGCUUCAGCCCUGAAGUUCGAAUUUUUAUGUUUAAUGAAAUUUUUUAAAUGUGCUGAGUUCAGUUUAGAAAAUGAUUUGAUUUUUAAAAGAACAAAUUUAAAAGCGAGAGAAAGAUGAAUAUUAGUGUUUUUAAGUCAGCGUUAGCAGAACCGUGCAUGUGCUGACUAAUUUGGAGUUCUGUGAUGUAGCUCAGUUUAAAGUUCCUUUAACUGUCUCCAUUAGUCCCAAGCUAGCCUAUGAUGUCAUCAGGAACAAUAGUCCUUACUAAUUGACCUCUAGACUCCCCAGGGUACUGUUGCAGAUAUUACAACGAUUACUCUCUACUAAGUGACACUUACAUGUAUUAAAAGAUGAGAUAUGUUUCAUUAGCGCACCUUGUAAUUUGGUUGUACCACCGCCUUGGGAAAAUAUAUUUGCAUUCUCACAGUGAUAAGAUGUUAAAAAAUAUAUAUAUGAGAAAAAUAAAAAUGUAAAUACCUUUUUGCUGAAAUGGAAUCUUUAUUACAAGGAAACUAAUAGGAGAUAUAGGACAUAAGAAUGCUUACAAUAGAAUGUUGUCUUUAUCAAAUACAUUUUUAAGCAGACUCCAACUGAGUAGUAGAUUAUGAUCUAGAAGUAAAUUAAUGAGUAUUUGGAAGGACUUUUCAGGGCUAGGAGGGCAGGUCACUGGUUGAGCACUUGCCUAGUGUUUGUAGGGGGGUUUGAUCCCAGCGCCUGCCAAAACAAACGAACAAAUGACAAACAGCAUCUUUUUUGUGUGUACGAUGUAUAACCACACACAAAUAUAGACAGAACAAAUGAGGGAAAUGUGUAUAUUCUGGGCAAAAAAGUUGUAUGGGAAUUCCUUGUACCGUUCCUGCAUCUUUUCUAUGAUUUUGGCAUUUUAUCUAAAUAAACUUGACCAAACAAUUG